Emys orbicularis (European pond turtle) is the source of this 5706-nucleotide messenger RNA. It is a transcript of the gene PLEKHG2, whose product is annotated as pleckstrin homology and RhoGEF domain containing G2. Lineage: Eukaryota; Metazoa; Chordata; Testudines; Emydidae. The transcript has 19 exons. Gene Ontology annotation, biological process: regulation of actin filament polymerization. The record is from RefSeq and is a predicted model, not a curated record. Gene Ontology annotation, molecular function: small GTPase binding; guanyl-nucleotide exchange factor activity. The coding region runs from base 1 to 5706 and encodes 1901 amino acids.
AUGCCUGAGGGAGCCCGUCGAGGCAGCAAGAAGAAAGCAGGCAGUCAAGUGGCCGCCAGACCAUCCUCCGUGUCCUCGCUGAGCGGGAUCGCUGGCGGCAUGGCCGCCGCUGCCAUCUCGGGCAGCUGCACCUCGGUCAACACGGUGUGCUCGGACGGCGAGCGGCCCGUCAGCCUCAGCUCCUCCGCCUCCUCCGCCUCCCUGCCCGACAGCCAGAGUGCCUUCGGCAGCAGCGGGGCCUUGGGCGGGGGCUGCCCCGCCGGCUACCCGCCCGACGCCCAGCAGAAUGGCAGCGACAUCAGCCUCGAUCUCACCCCGGUGGCGCUGCUGGAGGGGCCGGCCGAGGCCGAGGGGCCCCCGGGGGGCGCCAAGCGUGGCAGUGCCUGGUCCCCCGGACCUGCCAGAGCCAGGGAACGGCGGGUCAAGCUGUCCCAGCUGGACCGGGUGGUGCUGGAGAUUGUGGAGACGGAGCAGGCUUACGUGCGGGACCUGAGGAGCAUCGUGGAGGAUUAUCUUGGCUGUAUCAUAGACAGUGGACAUCUGCCCCUCAAACCCGAGCAAGUGAGCGCUUUGUUCUGCAACAUCGAAGACAUCUAUGAGUUCAACAGCGAGCUCCUGGAAGAGCUGGAGAGCAGCGGCAGCGCCCAUGCCAUCGCUGAGUGCUUCGUGCAACGGAGUGAGGAAUUUGACAUCUACACCCUGUACUGCAUGAACUACCCCAAUUCGGUGUCGGUGCUGCGGGAGUGCAUGGAGAACCAGGUGCUGGCGGGGUUUUUCCGGGAGCGCCAGGCCACGCUGUGCCACUCCCUGCCCCUGGAGACCUACCUGCUGAAACCCGUCCAGAGGAUCCUCAAAUACCAUCUCCUGCUGCAGGAGCUGGCCCGGCACUGCGAGCGGAGCAGCGCGGGCUACGAGGCAGUGGAGGAAGCCACCAUCACCAUGACGGCCGUGGCCUGGUACAUCAACGACAUGAAGCGGAAGCAGGAACACGCCGCCCGGCUGCAGGAGCUCCAGGGGCUGCUGGUGGACUGGAUGGGGCCAGAGCUGGAGGCCUUCGGGGAGCUGGUGCUGGAGGGGCAGUUCCGGGUACAGCGGGUGCGGCGGGAACGCGCCUUCUUCCUCUUCAGCAAGAUGCUGCUGGUCGCCAAGCGCCGCGGGCCGGCCUUCGUCUACAAGAGCCACAUCUUCUGCUGUAACCUGGCCCUGUCGGAGAGUCUCAAGGACCCCCUGAGCUUCAAGAUCUCGGACCUCACCAUCCCCAAGCAGCAGCACGUGGUGCAGGCCAGGAACCAGGAAGAGAAGCGACUGUGGAUCCAUUACCUGAAGCGUCUGAUCGUUGAGAACCACCCGGCGUCUAUCCCUCAGAAGGCCAAGCAAGUGCUGCUGGAGAACAGCUUCCAAAGCUCCCCAGAGAUCCACUGCAGCCCGGAGCCCCUGAAGACGCCGGCCCCCUCUCCAAGGAUGGAGGACGCCUGGGGCUUCCCCCGCGGCAGGCGGCAGUCAGAGCCGCCCAAAUUCAUGUGCAGCCCGGAGAGAGCCCGCAAAAGCUGCCCCGUCGUCCAGCUGGACGGCGCCACUCAGUACCGCCGGGGGCGCAGGCAAUCCGAGCCGGCCACUGAGCUGAGCCAGAUGGGGCAGGAGCAGAACGGUCGCUGUCGGGGGCUCCCAGCCACCCCCAAAUUGAAGCACGCGGGCAGCGAGGGGGAGCUGUUCCCCGCCCCACCGCCACUGGCGCUCUCGGGCAGCGUCUGCACCCUGGACUCCAGCGUGGCCGAGGAGUCAGACCCCGGCGAGGACGCCGAGUCGCCCCCGUUCUGCCUGGCCGAGGAGCCGCUGUCCAUCACCGAGGAGAUCCUGGAGCUGCUCAGCCAGAGGGGGCUGAGCAGGGACCUGGGGACAGAGGAGACGCCCUGGGGGCAGGGGGAGCAGCGCCCUGGGAGCCCCACUCCACAGCCGGAGCAGGAUCCGCCUCUGAGCCGAGCCGUGCUGGGAGAACGAGCCGAGGGAAGCAAGGUUCAGGAGCGAGACGCCGCCGGGCGAGACGAGCCCCGCCGUGGCAGCCUCGGCGUGACGCAACCCCUCCCGCCGCGCCGUCCCCCCUGCAGCGAAUCGGAGAAGGAGCAAAAGCAGGAGCGGGGCCCUUCCCCUCUUUGUGUCCUAGAAGACCUGGGUGCAGAGGAGGCCGCCGGCAAGCCAGAGGUCCUCGCAGGGGAUAAUGCCCUGCGUGCAGGGCGGGAAGUGUCCAGCGGGGAGCUCGGCUCCACCGAUGGGGCCUGCCCCCCGUAUGGGGAUGGGUCAGCGCGGGACUCGCCGCUGACCCGAGACGACCGGCUGCUGAUCGAGAAGAUCAAGUGCUACUACGAGGCGGGCGAGGCUGCCCCAGACCCCCCCGCUCGGGAGGGCGCCCUCUCCGCCCCCGCCGGCGUGGUGCGGGACUCUGUGCUCCACCUCAACUGCCUCCCCCAGCAGGAGGGUGCCACGGACCGUGAGGGGGGCGGGGCUUCUUGGGCCAAGGCCCGCCCUGCCCACCAGGAGGCUGCUAGGAGGAGGUGGGGCCAGUUUCUUGACCAAAACACCACCCCUCAUGACGCCAACCAAGAGGAUUCUGGGAAGGGAGAGGGCCCGGCCUUUGAUCAAGGCACUCAAUUUGGCGCCAACCAAGAGGCCCAAGAGGAUGCUGGGAAGGGACAGGGCCAGCCUAUCAACCCAGACAUCCAUGGCGCCAACCAAGAGGAUGCUGGGAAGGGGCGGGACCAGCUCAUCGAUCAAGGCACCGAAGCUGACGCCAACCAAGAGGAUGCUGGGAAGGGGCGGGGCCAGCCUGCCAGCCAUGUUGCCCGGCCCCCUGCCAGCCAGGAGCCCGAGUACAAGUCGUGUGCGGAGAUCCGGCGGGCCUGGCGGGAGAAAGAGCGGGGGGCGGCGGACGCCCUGGGAGCACGCACCCCCCGCAUGAAGCAGGGCAGCAAAGGGCCGGCGGCCGCCCGCGAGCCCCCACCGUUCCUGGAGCCCCUGUGGAUUGUGGAGGAAUCGGAUCUGGCUGCCCCGCCCCGGCUGCCCCGUGGCGACGGGGUCCCUCGUGCCGAUGGUGUCCCGCCCGCCGGCUACGCCCCCCUGCCAGGGCUGUACGAGGACACUGCCCCUUGCCUGCUGGAGAACUCGGAGCGGAUCCUCAGCAAGGUGCAAGCCCUGGCGCGGAUGUACAGCGAGAAGAUCAGCCGGGCCAAGACGGCCCGGAGGCCGCAGGACGGGCCGCGCCGCCCGGCCCCCAGCAGGAUGGGCACCCUGGAAAGCCUGCGGGAGGAGAUGCCAGGGCCCUGCCUCCCUCGCUGCGAGCCCCGGCUUUACGGCCAUGUGCUCAUCCGCGAGCCCCCCCUGCACGUGAACUGCGUCCAGGAGAACGUGCUGCUGGUGGCCGCCACCCGAGGGAACGCCCUGGAUCUGCGCAGCGACCGGCCUGCACCUCUCCUGGCUUCCCGGUGCCUGGGUUCGCCCCCGGCAGAGGAGCCGGGAGCCGCCCGGCAGGAGCCUCCCCCCCCGCUGGUGGAAUCGCCCCCGAAGCUCAGCGGGGACCCCCCGAGCCCAGGCGAUCCGGUUGGGGAAGGCCCCGUCAUGGGCAGCUCUCCCCCGCCGGCUCCUGACGCUACCAGUGGAACUGGCACGACACCCGAAGCCAGGGACUUUGAGGGAGCCGGGUGCCCGUCGGUGCCAGGCUGCCGAGCCGGGCUGGCAGGCGCAGAGCUGGUGGUCUGCGGGCGCCGGGGUGAGCCAAGCGCCAGGGAGGUUUCUGCGGAGACGGCAGCCUCCUCUCCCUUCUGGGAAGCGGCCCCGAGCCAGCAGGCGUCGGAGGUGGCCGGGCUGGUCCCAGCCGCCUCCCCCAGCCCUGCGGCGGAAUGGCAGCCUGCGUGUGUCGGCAUGUCCGCCGAGCCCGACCCGCUGGGGCCGGGCCCCUCCAUCCCUGGCGCUGGCCCCCCGGAGCCGGCGGGGGAGCAGAGCGGGCCCGUCGCCGUCCUGCUGCCAGAGGAGCACGCCCUGGCUUUGGCCAGGGAUUCCCGGCCUGGCACUGAGGAGCUGCUCCCCCAGCCAUCGCCGGGGCCCGUCCGCUGCGGGACUGGAGAGGCGUCCCUGUCUCCCGCGCCGGACUCCGUCCCGCCGGCGGCACCCUCCGGUGCUGCGGGAUCCCCGUCUCCGCUCCACAGCAACGUCCUGCCCCUGGCAGCUCUGCCGUCCCGGGGCACCCGCCUGCCUUCCCGGGCCACGGGAGUGGCACGCCCGUCCCCGGAGCUGUCCUCGGCUGCAGCUGCCCAGCCCAGCCGCUCCGUGGCCCGGUCGGCUCCCGCUUCGCCCAGCUCCGGCCCCCUCCCGGCUCUGCCGCGCCUCCAGACCUCCUCCCCGGCACACCGGCGCCUCUCCUCCAGCGCCGCGGCCAUCUCCAGGUACAUCGCCGCCUCCUGCAUCAGCCAGAGCCUGGCCAAGAGAAAUGGUGCCCCCUCGGGGCCACCUGGCACCCAGCCACCGCUGGCAGAGACCUCGGCACCCACCAGGCCUCUGCCUCCCUGCUCAGCCAUCCCGAGACCGUCCUCCUGCCCCUUGGGACCACCUGGCACCCAGCCUCCUGCAGCAGAGACUCCAGCACCCACCAGGCCUCUGCCUGCUUGCUCAGCCAUCCCGAGAUCAUCCUGCCCCUUGGGGCCACCUGGCACCCAGUCUCCGUUGACAGAGACCCCGGCACCCACCAGGCCUUUGCCUCCUUGCGCAGCCGUCCCAAGACUGCCCCCCUGCCUCUUGGGCUCCAGAGCCCCAGCCCCCCCGUCUGCUCCAUUCCCCAGUGAGAAGGCCAACGCCUGGUCCCAUGGUACCAGCACGCGGGACCCUUCCCAGCUCAGCGUCUGCCCUUCCCCCUGUGCCAGCCCUGGGUCGCCCUCUCCCCCGGGCUGUUGCCGCGAUUCCAGCUGGCUGGGGGAGCCCAUCCCCUUGGCGGCUGGCUCGGCCGUGCUGCUGGCCUUCGACCGUCUCUCGGGGACGUGCCCGGUCCCCCAGGCUAAGCAGCCCGCCCCCUUCUCCUCCGCUUCAGAGCCCAGCUCCAGGGUCCAGUCUCCAGCGCCGGCGUGCCCCCGGGUGUGCUCCCCCCCUCCCUCCAGCCAGCGCCACGCAGUGGGAAGAGCUGGCUGCGCCGCCCCACGGCCUUGCUCCUUCGCCCCCUUGCACGUCCCCACCCAGCCUUCCACCCUCCGCCUCUCCUCCCCCCUGCAGCCCACCUCCCAUCCCUCCGCCACGUUACCUCAGCCAGGCAGGAGGCCGAGGGGAAACCCCGAGAGCCCCCCGUCCCCUAGAGACGGAGACAGGGCGGGGUGCUGCUCCGGGGCGCCCCCUAGCAACUCAGCCAGUCCCAGUCCCGACGAACUGGAUGGCAUCAAGUGGCCAGACGUCCCCGGCUUGCGUUCCAGGUAUGCUGGCCGGGCGGGCAGCAUGGGACCGCCAGGCUCGCCAGAGGAGUACCCCAAAGCGAGAGCGGACUUGGCUCGGGACACGGGACCCCAUCGGGCCAGCUACUCCACCACCGUCAACAUCCAGAUCGGGGGCAGCGGCCGGAUCGCCUCCUUCAGCAACGCUCAGGUCAGCCUCACCCACCCGCUGCUGGCGGCGCCCGGGCAGCACGGCGCUAGGCGGAUCAACGGCAGCACCUUAGAGACCCCGCAGAAAACGUGA